AUGAACGGAGUCGACAGCGGGCUCGCAACUUCGCUCGCAGAAUCAAUGGGCGGUCUUGCGAUCGGCGUGCAGGUUCCUAACAUUACGAUAGUGUGUGGGGGUGAUAGGUACAAGUGCAGCAAAGCGGCCCUUGUCAGGCGGUCGCUUUAUUUCCAAAUCGCUUGCCACGCCGAUCGAACGAUAAGAAGCAAUCGCAUCACGUUUCCCGCGCAAAAGCAGAGGCAUAUACGAGCCAUGAUGCACUUUCUCAAAACCAACACGUAUAUCGGCCCGGUGGAAGUCGUGGACCGGGGGAUGACGCCAUGUCAGAAGAACUCCGAGCAACCCGCCGGCGAAGAAAAUGGCAUGAGCAUUGAGUUCAGGAGCAACGACCGCGCUAUCCUCCACCACUUUCCCGAGUUCGAGCAUAGCUGGAUUCUGCAUGGUGAUAGAGCGGUAAAAGCUAGCAAGAUCAUCACUCACCACGAGCUCUUCAAUGAACUGCAGCAGGGUAACGAUGAGGGCUUCGUGUGCAUCGCCCCCGGCGAAUAUUGGUGCCAACCCGAGCUUCUUCCCCAAGCCAUCCAAAUUUCCCUCCUGAUCUUCCUCCGCCACCUCAAGUCCCGCCGCACAGACGUCAGCAUCAAUCCGGUCUUCCAUGCCGAGAUGUUCAACCACGUCGCCGUCAAGUACAUGCUUCCGGACCUACAGUCGCAUAUCGUGCAAGCCUUCCGCGAAGGAUGCCAAGCAUGGAUCAACACGUCGCUCAUCCGCGAGAGCUCCUUCAUCACGGCGGCGAAGAUUAUCCUGAAGCCGAUCUUGAGACCACGAUUGGGUCUGCAAAAGGGCACCGACUGCGAGACCCGGGAGAUGGGUGAAGCGCUUGUGUGGAUACUAGCUGUGAAUUGGGGAUGGAUGAUACACGAUGAGGACGUGAUGAGCUUUCUCAGCCAAAAGCCCUACCACACUGUGAUUAAAUGUGUAGAGCAUGUAGUGGAGGCUCUUGCAGCACAGUGGGAGGAGAAGUUGGCAGCGCAAGCUGCAGUGCCUGUUUGA
Messenger RNA from Trematosphaeria pertusa, 1035 nucleotides. RefSeq lists its product as uncharacterized. Lineage: Eukaryota; Fungi; Ascomycota; Dothideomycetes; Pleosporales; Trematosphaeriaceae. The transcript is spliced from 3 exons. The record is from RefSeq and is a predicted model, not a curated record. The coding region runs from base 1 to 1035 and encodes 344 amino acids.